Messenger RNA from Solanum pennellii, 1498 nucleotides. RefSeq names its product adenylyl-sulfate kinase 3-like. Gene Ontology annotation, biological process: sulfate assimilation. NCBI's taxonomy places the organism in Eukaryota, Viridiplantae, Streptophyta, Magnoliopsida, Solanales, Solanaceae. Gene Ontology annotation, molecular function: adenylylsulfate kinase activity; ATP binding. The record is from RefSeq and is a predicted model, not a curated record. The transcript is spliced from 7 exons. The coding region runs from base 327 to 1286 and encodes 319 amino acids.
UCAUCCAAAUUUUGUUUAAGGCACAUAUAUAGCUCACCACCGUAAAUCCACCACUUCCACCGCCAACCACCGUAAAAUCCGCACCACUGCACGCCAAUUCGCGAUCUCCAUGGAUUUCUGACCCCACCAGCUUGUAUUUUCUUUUUCUCGUACCUUCCCCUCUCUCUCUGUACAUAACUGUAUUCUGUAAUUUUAUAAUAUAUCCUCAUUGGAAUCUAAUUGAUUACCAUUUUUUGAUUUUUUCCUCCUAUCUUCAUGUCCACUCUACAUUAUUUUAUGAAUUUAUUUGUUAUUAUAUAAGUGUACAUCUUAUUUAUUUUGAAGAAAUGAUAAUUCGCUCAUUGCGAUUCAAAAUGGUUGCAAUUGGAAAAUGUUCAUCGAUUUAUCGGACUUCGACGGAAUUUGAUUUUCCGGAGACAUCGUCGGGAAAGUUAGGGUUAGUAAAGCUACCGGCAUGCAAUCACGGAGAGAAAUCCUUUGGCUUUAGUGUUUCUGGUAGCGAGGUCAAAACGAGCUUUGUAAGGCCUUUAAGAGCAAUUGAAGCUUCUAGGAUGUCUCAUGUCGACGGAAAAGCUGAAAAAUUUCAGCGGGCAGGGAGUGAUUCCAACGAAGACUUGCCUACAAAUGAUUGCAAUGGCUUUGCUGGUAAAGGUAUACCUCAGAUGUCUACAAUCGGGAAUUCAACAAACAUUGUCUGGCACAAGUGUUCUGUAGAGAAAUGUGACAGAGAGGAGUUGCUUCAACAACGGGGUUGUGUAAUAUGGGUAACUGGCCUCAGUGGUUCAGGGAAGAGCACUCUCGCAUGUGCUCUAGGUCGUGGCUUACACGCUAGAGGAAAACUCACCUAUAUCCUUGAUGGUGAUAAUGUUCGCCAUGGUCUGAAUCAUGAUCUUAGUUUCAGAGCAGAAGAUCGGGCAGAAAAUAUAAGACGGACUGGGGAGGUGGCAAAGCUUUUCGCGGAUGCUGGAGUUAUUUGCAUUGCCAGUUUGAUAUCUCCCUAUAGAAAGGAACGAGAUGCUUGUCGUGCUUUACUGGCAGAAGGGGAUUUCAUUGAGGUGUUCAUGGAUGUUCCUCUGCAUGUAUGUGAGGCAAGGGAUCCUAAGGGCUUGUACAAACUUGCUCGAGCUGGGAAAAUAAAAGGUUUUACCGGUGUUGAUGAUCCAUACGAGCCACCCCUAACAUCUGAGAUAGUUUUACGUCAGAACCAAGGGCUAUGUGAUUCUCCUAAUGAUUUGGCCGAUAUUGUUAUUUCAUACUUGGACAAAAACGGGUACCUGGAAGCGUAAUUUCUCACACCUCAUAUGCAGACAUGCAACUUCAAUCUGCAUCCACCAUUUUCUAUUGUGUUGGUGAAAUAAAACCUUCUCGUAAUUAGGAAACUUCACCUUUCCUUCUUGUAUAAGUUGAUUGUAAUUUAUGCAAAUUGAGUUAACUUCACCCAACUUGCCAUGUUCUUGCUAAAUCUAGCGUCUAUGAGGAGACCAUGUUUCACAUCCAA